This is a messenger RNA of Vespula pensylvanica (western yellowjacket), 2089 nucleotides long. RefSeq names its product tetraspanin-5 (gene Tsp26A). The coding region runs from base 287 to 1129 and encodes 280 amino acids. Gene Ontology annotation, cellular component: membrane. Gene Ontology annotation, biological process: protein localization to plasma membrane; protein maturation. The record is from RefSeq and is a predicted model, not a curated record. Lineage: Eukaryota; Metazoa; Arthropoda; Insecta; Hymenoptera; Vespidae. The transcript has 9 exons.
UCGUCGUCGUCGUCGUCGCCGUCGUGGUCGUCGUCGUGGUCGUCGUCGUUGUUGUCAUCGUCACCACCGCCGUCAUCGUCAUCAUCGUCAUCAUCGUCAUUGUCGUCGUUGUCAUCAUUGUCGUCGUUUUCGUGAGAGAUCGGCAGUGCCUACCUAGGCGCCGCCGUUCCUAAUCCCUCCUAUUGUGUGUUGCUAAUAUAUUAGUAGUGGGCCCCCUGUAUAUCCGGUGUGUGUCGUGCACGAAUGCGUGGAGUUAACACGAGAGGUAGAUAAAUGUCUCUCAACCAUGCCCGCCGUGCGGAAGUACAGAAGGGAUACCAGUGAAGUGAGCUGUUGCCUCAAGUACGUCAUCUUUGGAUUUAACGUCAUGUUUUGGUGGCUCGGUUUGGGCAUCAUGGCGGUGGGUGUAUGGGCAUGGACGGAAAAGGACACAUUUAACAAUUUGUCCCGCCUCACGAACGUUGCACUCGAUCCAGCAUUUAUACUCAUUCUAGUCGGUACAGUGACAUUUAUCAUCGGAUUUACGGGGUGUGUCGGCGCACUCAGGGAAAAUACGUGCCUCCUAGCCGCAUACGCGAUAUUCCUGGCGUUAUUGCUGCUAAUGGAGAUGACUGCCGGUGUUUUAGGCUUCAUCUUUAAAGACUGGAUAAAAUCACAAGCAACCGGGGGCUUCCAAGCUUUCAUCAUACACUAUCGCGAGGAUCCCGAUCAACAGAAUUUGAUCGACUGGAUUCAAGAGGAUUGGUUACAAUGUUGCGGUAUCGAGGGCCCAAAAGAUUGGGAUCGUAAUAAUUAUUUCAACUGUUCGUCGAGUGACAUCGGUUCGAGGGAAGCCUGCGGUGUGCCUUUCAGUUGCUGCAAAAGGAAACCAAACGAAAUUAUCAAGAACAAGCAGUGCGGCUAUGACGUUAGGAAACCUAGCUACACGGGAGAGAGGAGUAUAUUCGAAAGAGGUUGCCUAAGGGCAGGAGAAGAGUGGCUAGAGCUGAAUCUCGUGCCUGUCGCCGGUACGGUUGUCAGCACUAUGGUCCUUCAGAACAAGAAAAGUAUUUGCAUCGACUCACGUAUCGAUGGAUCCUAUCCAUUUAAAGGGAAUCUGGAAAAGAGAACUCUGGCAAAUCCGUCGUGAACUUAGAACGACUUAGAACUUUGCUAUGGCGACGCCCAAAGUAACCGCAUCGGCUUUGUGCUUUCCUUCCUUGUUCUUUUCUCCCUCUCUUUCUCUUUUUUUUCUCUACUCUUUUUUCUCCCUUUUUCUUCUCGUUUCUUUUUAGUUUUUCCUACGUCAUAGUUUAUCCAGUCUCUUUAUUUUAUUUAUGUAAAAGUCGAACGAGAAAGAACAUUUUUAGAAGAAAGUUCGAACGAUCCGCCAACUCUCGACCAUUUUACUUAUUACUUUACCGUUUUUAGUAAACGAACGAUGUCGCAUGUAUAAAUUAUUGUGUAUAUAAAUAUAUGUGUAAUCAUACAUAUUUAUAAAGCAGAUUUGUUUAAUCGUUACACAUACCUAUAAUUUCUUUAUAUGCUUGUCGUAAAAUAAAAAAAAAAAGAAAAAGAAAAAAGAAAUGCACAUAUAUACACGCGUAUACUUACACGUAUCACAUAUAUACAAAUAUACACACAUUACGCCUACACACAUACGUGUUAAAAGUACGUGGCUGUUAGUACGAAUAUCGUUGAACGUUGACGAGAAACAAGUAAGUAAUGAGCUUGUAUACGAUCGUUAAGCCCCUGCUGUGUCAUUAAAACGGGAUAACGGCGUAGCUUCCGUAAAACGUGUGUCUCAUUUCUCUGGUAAGUACCGUAACCGAUUGUUCCGAAUUAAUGCUAAGAGAACAUAUUUCUUUCCCUUGGAAUUUCAUAAAUAUGGUGAGAUUAAAUAAAAAUUCAUAUAAUAAAAAAAAAAAAAAUAAUAAUAAUAAUAAUAACUACAACAAUAGUAAUAAAAAUAUUGAUAAUAAUAGUAACAUCAAUAAUAAUUUUUUAUAUAUCGUUACAAAAAUAUCAAUGACAAAUAUCAAUGGAGUAAAUCGUAAGAAGGGAGUAAACAAUAUUAGUUAAUCGUAAAAGAUCUAUUACUUUUAUUAUU